AUGUUCCGCAGGCCUAUGAGACUCAUACUAAUGAGAUUGGGUGUCAACGGCCCGAAGCCUAUCGUUGUUUUCGGUAAUUUCCUGCACCGAUGUGUGCGACCACUCGCUGUGAUCGAUGUCGGGUACCUCAAGAAGUACGGCACCAUAAUUGGUGUAUACGACGGCAGAAAUCCAGUACUACUGGUGGCGGAGCCGGAGAUAAUCAAACAAAUAACGGUGAAAGACUUCCAGGCGUUCGCCGACCGCCGGUCGCUGACCACUGAACACCCCAUCAUUAAUAAGGCGCUGUUCCUCAACACCGGCGACGACUGGAAACGGUUGCGCACAAUAAUGUCGCCCACUUUCACGUCCGGCAAAAUGCGCCGAAUGUAUCAUUUGGUCAGAGAGUGUGUUCGCGAAAUGUGCGACCACUUGGAUGUGAUAGCCGGCGGUCAGCCAAUCAACAUCCGACCCGUUCACCAGUGUUUCGCGUUGGAUGUGAUCGCUUCGUGCGCUUUCGCCACCAAAAUCAACGCCCAGUCGGAGCCCAACAGCGAGUUUGUGGUGAACGGCCGGCGCGCUAUGGACUUCAAUGUGUGGCAAAUGAUACCGUCGUUUGUGUUCCCAAAGUGGUUGAAUCGGGCGCUCGGCGUACGGACACAGUUCGUGGAGGAGCCGAGUGAGUACAUGUUCACAAUGGCCCGGCAUAUACUGGCCAAUCGGCGCCGACAGACGGGGGUCGGCAAAGAGUAUCACGAUUUUAUUCAAUUACUCAUUGACGCCAACGCCCGCCACACCAAUAAUAAUAACAAAAGUAUUGAUUUAUCCGAUGACGAGGAAGAAGUGGUUGAAACGCAGCAAAAGUUGUAUUUCGGGACCAAAACGAUGACCGAAGAGGAGAUCAUAGCCCAGUCGUGGCUAUUCUUGUUGGCCGGCUUCGAGUCGACGGCCACAACAAUGGCGUACCUGUCGUACGAGUUGGCCCGCAAUCCCGAUGUCCAGCAACGGCUGUACGAAGAGGUAGUGGAGGCCAUGGACUCGGAGGGAGAGAUCGAUUACGAUCGGCUCCACGGACUGCCCUAUUUGGACGCCGUGUUUAGCGAAAGCAUGCGCUUAUACCCAGUGGCCACGCGUCUGGAGCGCGAGGCCGGCCAACCCGUUGUCCUGAAGACCAGUUCCGGCGCUGAUAUACCCAUAUUCAAGGGACAGUUGGUUGAGAUCCCGGUGCACGCCAUUCACCGAUCGGAGCGCUAUUACCCGAACCCGAAUCAAUUUGACCCUGAUAGAUUUCUGCCCCAAAAUAAGCAUUUGAUAGCGCCGUAUACUUACCUGCCGUUCGGCACCGGACCCCGCAAUUGCAUCGGCAACCGGUUCGCCAUAAUGGAGGUGAAGCUAUGUAUCGCACAUCUGGUCAAACGGUUCCGGUUCACGACCACAGCUCAAACUGAGUCUAAACUACUGUACGUUAAUCUCUCGCCAGCACUGGUGGCCAAGAGUGUGACCAUUGGUAUCGAAAAAAGAUAA
Messenger RNA from Medioppia subpectinata, 1503 nucleotides. The record is from the annotation of a GenBank genome assembly. NCBI's taxonomy places the organism in Eukaryota, Metazoa, Arthropoda, Arachnida, Sarcoptiformes, Oppiidae.